AUGACGUUAGAACCACUAAGAAAUGACUUGAUUCCAUUCUUAAACCCUUACUUACCCCGGCUGGAAACGGACUCAACCCGGAAACAACCCUUUAUCACAUUGACAUAUGCACAAUCGCUAGACUCUCGUAUUUCAAAGGGAAAAGGUUUGAGAACCACAAUUUCACACCCAGAGACCAAGACUAUGACCCAUUACCUUCGAUAUCAUCACGAUGCGAUUCUCAUCGGCUGCGGUACAGCCUUGGCAGACGAUCCAGGUCUCAAUUGUAAAUAUGCUCCAGAUGGACAAGUAUUAUCCGCUGCCAAUUCACCAAGACCUGUUAUCCUUGAUCCCCAUGUGAAAUGGAAGUUUAAAGGUUCCAAAAUGGAACAGAUUUUUAUGUCUUCAGGCGGGAAACCUCCCAUUGUCAUUGUUAACCGUUUGCCAGAGCCCAAAGAUCAAGAAAAGCAUGUCACGUAUUUACCAAUGGAUGUUUCUCCUACGUCUGGCAAAUACGGUUGGAAAAUGAUCUUCGAGAAGCUAUACAUGCAGUUCAAUUUAAAAUCAAUUAUGGUUGAAGGUGGUGCCGUUGUCAUUAACGACCUUUUGGCUACAAACACACUAGUGGACUCACUCAUCAUUACCAUUGGAGCCAAGUACCUCGGAUCCCAAGGUGUCGAAGCGAGUCCCUGGUGUGGAGAAUUAGCCCUGCAAGAUAUUUCAUGGUGGAAGGGCACUUGUGAUGUCGUCCUAUGUGCCCGACCACCUUCAACCGCCGAUUGA
Molecule: messenger RNA, 762 nt
Organism: Lachancea mirantina
Lineage: Eukaryota; Fungi; Ascomycota; Saccharomycetes; Saccharomycetales; Saccharomycetaceae
Source: the annotation of a GenBank genome assembly